UGGGACUCUAAGGAGGAGCUUCACCUUGUUUACUUGCUAUCUCCAUGGCGGAUAACUCUCCGCUUGAUUUUUGUGAAGAAGAAGAUGCAUGCUUGCCUUCUAGAAAAGAUUAAUACAGAACGGGAACAGCAGCACUUGAAAGUAUUAUGCUAGAUGAUAAUUUGGUUGGGUUUUUUAGAUUUCGAUAGCUGUUAUUGCAAGGCCUACUGCAGAAGUCGAAGGGACGGUUUUCAAAACUAUCUGAAUUAUUAUAAUUCAUCUGAAAAACAACACAAAAUACACGGUUAAAAAGGGUUCAAAAAUGAGCGAUCAAUUGAAGUUUAUUGUAGACAACCUGAACAGCCCUCCCUUCAAUCGCAAUUACAACCUGAUCAGCUUUGAUUCACUGCCUGAUGUACAAUUACUACAAGUCCUCAAUGAUGUCUUUACAGAAAUCAACCCACAGCAAGCAUCAGAUAUUCGGCAAGAAGAUCCUGAGCAAAGAGUUGUCAGAAUGUUCAGUUUUCUUCGAAUGCUUAAAUACAAACCACCUUCAGAGGGUGGAAGCUUAACCAAAUUCCGCCAAGGUUUGGUCCAAGGUGAUAAACAUAUCAUUUAUCCAGUCCUUCAAUAUUUACUUGAAAAAUUACCAGAUCUAAAGAAGAGGGCUUAUGUUGCAAGAUACUUGGUCAAGCUGGAGGUUCCUGGAGAUAUAUUGGUUGAUGCAGAAGUCAAUGACGCCCAUGUGAUGUAUUUAGACUUAAUGGAGAAAUUCAAGGAAACACAUAAAGAGUCAGAGGAUAUCAAACAGUCUGGAUUAUCCGCAAGUGAGAUAAAGAAGGAUAUUCUAGCAAUGGAGGAAGAAAGAGAGCAGUUGUUAAAGAGAAUAGAAAGAGUCAAACGAAGAGUUGACAGCAUACCGAGCAAAGAUGGCUUGCUGCAGUCAGCUGCCCUUCUUAGAAAAGAAAGAGAAAGAGAAAAGAUUUUGGAUGAUCAGAAAGCUGCUCAAAGAAAUCAGUUGAACCACGCCCAGCAGAAGCUUCAGCGUUUGACCAUGCAGCUACAAGACAUUCGAACGGCUGGCAUGGGCAUCACAGCUGAAGGACUCGUGAAGAAAGUAGAAGAAGAAAACCAAGUCAACUCUUAUAUGUGCCAUGACAAAAUUCCUAAGGAAAUCGAAGCAAAGAAGAAAUACAUUGAAAAUUUACAAAAAGUUGCCAAUUCUCACGCAAUGACUACAUCUGACCUAGAUUCACUUACUUCUAAGAUAAAAGAUUUAUCGGCUGAAAUAAACAGUUUAGUUGAGAAGCGAAUGGUUCAAGGCGACCCAAUUGAUGAUAAACUCUCUGUGUUCAGACAACAGGCAGCGGUGAUAUCAAAUAAGAAGAGCUCGGCAGCUGAGAAAAUGCAAGAAGCUACAGAUGAGCUUCAUAACGCGGAGGAGGAGUUGAAAGAGAAAAAACAGCAAUUAAAAGAAACUGACGGUGUAGAAAUCCUGAAAGGAGAUGAUUUUAAAAGAUAUGUGAACAAGCUUCGAGGAAAAAGCACUGCUUAUAAGAAGAAGAGACAAGAGCUUGCCGAACUGCGUGCUGAAAACGGCGUGCUGUCCAGGACUGAAGAUGUAUUGAAGGGAAAAGACCAACACACGCAGGCAUUGCUGUCAUCAAUCGAAGGAAAGCAUGGUGUGAGUGGGUUCCAUGAGACUCAGGAGGAGCUGGAGAAAAUCUCUACCCUGAAGAGUGAGCUGGAUGAGGAGAAAGGCAAAACACUUGAAGAAAUCUCACAAAUGGUAGUACAAUUAACCAACACAAUUGCAGAGAAGAAAAGCAAUUUGGCUCCGGUUAUUAAAGAACUGAGGCCUUUAAGGCAGCAGUGUCAGGAAUUGACUGUCACACACGAGGAGAGAAAAGCAGCUUACGAUUCUACGUUAGCUGGAUUAGAAAGCAAUUCUUCAAAACUGGAGCAGGAAGUGAAGGCUUACAGAGAAGAGAGCAUGCAGGAGGAGAGUAGAUACCACUACAUUCAAGCAAUGAUCAAAAUAAUGGAAGGACAGCAGAAGAAAAUUGCUGAUGAAGUGAAAUCGUAUGUUUCAUCUGAUGGCGCUUCAAAGAAAUCUCUGAGGGAUCAAUAUACGCAAAAGAUCCAUGAACAGGAGAACCAUGGCAAGGCGCUUCGGGAGAAACAAAAGUCAGUACGUGACAAUCAUGUGCCAAGAAUGAAGCAAAUGAAAAUGUGGAAGGAUCUUGCUGAGAUUAUGAGGUGCAAGAAAGAGUGUGUUCUGAAAGACCAAAAUCUGGGGGCCCAGAAGCCAGCAGUGGCUGGUAUGGAGGUUGAAGACCGAUUAGUUCUAUCGUAAAAAUAACGAAACUGCACUGCAGAUAGAUUAAAGUUCGAACACUGAAUAUGUAACAUUUACAAAGCUAAGUAAAAUAUUAAAAUUAUAGCUUUUUCUUGUUAAUUUCACAUAGAGACAUUCUAAAUGCAAAUUUGUCGAUACUUGUUUGGCUUUCAAGUUUAUUCUUUUUUUCAAAAUAUUGUUGCAUCGAAA
Messenger RNA from Rhopilema esculentum, 2527 nucleotides. Its product is annotated as intraflagellar transport protein 81 homolog. The record is from RefSeq and is a predicted model, not a curated record. Gene Ontology annotation, biological process: intraciliary transport; cilium assembly. Gene Ontology annotation, molecular function: tubulin binding. Gene Ontology annotation, cellular component: intraciliary transport particle B; ciliary basal body. NCBI's taxonomy places the organism in Eukaryota, Metazoa, Cnidaria, Scyphozoa, Rhizostomeae, Rhizostomatidae.